AUGGAAGAAUCAUUCAAAGCUCUCGUUCAUCAGAGAGGAGCAGUAAAAGGAAAACUGACGCGAGUGAAAAAAGCACUUAUGCAUAGUGACGCCGUACCGAACCCGAACAUUCGAAAUGUGCAUUUCCUGAAGUUACAUGCGAAGACUGUUGAGAACUGUUACAUUGAGUACAACGCAUUUCAAAAUCAAAUAUAUGCUCUACCCCUUUCUGAUGAACGACGACAUGAACAAGAAAAUCACUAUGUUGAGUUCGAAACUCUACAUAGCGAGCUUACGAUUCAGCUGAACAUUCUACUAGAAGAUUUGAUGGCAAAACCACAGAUACAACCAGGCCCUUCGGCUGUUGGAAAUGUGGUUGGACCGAUGGUUCCUGUCGUUGCACCCCAGCAGUUCAUUCCACCGUUGACAGUUCCAUUGCCCACUUUUGAUGGAACGUACGAAGCAUGGUAUUCAUUCAAAGCCAUGUUUCAGACCGUUAUGGCACGAUACGCUACAGAAUCACCAGAAAUAAAAUUGUACCAUCUUAGAAACGCCCUUGUUGGAAAAGCAGCUGGAAUAAUCGACCAAGAUGUCAUCAAUAACGGUGAUUAUGACGCUGCCUGGGCGAUUUUGAUUGAUCGAUUUGAAGAUAAACGCUUGAUAAUCGAUAAACACAUCGAUGCUAUCUUCUCUCUACCAAGAAUCUCGAAAGAUAGUUCAAUCGAACUUCGCAGGAUGGUUGACGUUUGUGUCAAAAAUGUCCAGGCAUUGGAAAACCUUGAACUCGCUGUUGACGGUUUGGGAGAACAAAUGCUGAUCAAUCAGUUAGCAUCAAAAAUGGAUCGUGAUACGAGAAAAGUUUGGGAAACGAAACAAGGCCCAGGAGAGUUGGCAUCCUAUUCGGACACUAUUGAGUUCCUGAAACAACGAUGCAGAGUUAUGGAAAAAGUGGACACAAACAGUGUUAAAGUGGAAAAUACAAAGGCUGUUCGGCCGAUGAAUAAAUCAAAGACAUUAGUGGUUUCGAAUGAACAAAAGUGUGCAAUGUGCAACAAUUCUCAUGAACUCUAUAAGUGCGAAGAAUUCAAGAAGAAGAGUAUCAGUGAUAAAUAUGGAUUGCUUCGAAAGUCUGGAUCUUGUUUUAACUGCCUGGGAAGAGGACAUCGCACUGCCGAUUGUUCAUCGAUGAGUACAUGUCGUAAGUGCAACAAAAAGCACCACACGUUACUGCAUCCGGAAGAAACAAAGACAGAGACAGCUGUAAACCCAUCACUUGCCCCGCAGAAAAAAUCAGAAGGAGGUUCUCGAACAGAACCAGCAACAGAUGGUGCUCCUACCGUUGAGCUGGUAACAAAACAACAAAAUGUGGUACUCUGUGCAUCGUCUAAUCAAUCGGAGAGGCAAACUCUACUCACGACCGCAGUUGUUUUAGUCUAUGGCAAUGAUGGCAUUCUCCAUUCUUGCAGAACACUCAUCGACUCAUGCUCUCAGAACAAUUUUGUAACUGAACGAUUUGCCGCACAACUGGCGCUUCAGAAUCACUAUGCGAAUUAUCAAGUCAGCGGUUUGAACGGAGGCACAACAAAGAUUCGAAAAGUAGUACGCACAAGGAUUAAGUCUCGAGUUACAAAUUAUUCAACCGAGCUUGAAUUGCUAAUAACCCCGAAGAUUACAAGCGAUAUGCCGGAAACAUCGAUCGACGUGACAAACUGGAACCUUCCAACGCACAUUGCGUUUGCGGACCCUAACUUUAAUAAACGUGGUCGGAUUGAUAUGCUGCUAGGAGCAGAAAUUUUCUGGGACUUGAUCAAAUCAAAAAGAAUUACUCUUGCUGAAAACCUUCCUUCGAUUAGAAGCACUGAAUUAGGUUGGGUGGUCGGAGGUGUGAUACCUGAACACACACCGGUCAUUGCGCGCACAUUUUGUAACGUCGUUGAUCAGAAUGAUUUCAGUAACCUACUUAAACGCUUUUGGGAGAUCGAAUGUGCCGAAGAGUUACAGCGAACGUCUACUGCGACUACUGAUGAUUGUAUACAACAUUUCAAGAACACUCACCAACGAACAACAUCCGGACGGUUUGUAGUCCGUCUUCCUUUCAACGAGCGGAAGAACGAACUGGGAAGUUCACUUCAGAUGGCAACCCGACGAUUUUUAUCUCUCGAACGACGCUUGGAUCAAUCCCCUGAAUUGAAGGCUGAGUAUACCACAUUCCUUCGUGAGUACGAGAAACUCGGGCACAUGAAAUGCAUUGAAAUAAACUCGAACGAAUGUCCAGGAUCAGCAUACUAUUUACCACAUCAUUGUGUGUUGCGACCAGAUAGCGCCACAACUAGGCUGCGGGUCGUAUUUGAUGGUUCGGCAAAAACUUCGACAGGAGUGUCUAUCAAUGAUACACUCAUGAUUGGCCCAACCGUUCAAAGCGAUUUGACAUCUAUACUACUGAAUUUUCGCUGCUAUCGAUUCGUGUUUACAGUCGAUAUAUCGAAAAUGUUCAGGCAAGUUUUGAUGAAUUCUGAAGAUACGCCUUUUCAGCGCAUACUAUGGAGGGAUGAUCGCUCACAACCUUUAAAGAUCUUUGAACUGCUCACGGUGACAUACGGAUUGGCUUCAUCGCCGUUUCAUGCAACGAUGGCACUCUCUCAGCUAGCCGAUGACGAAAGGAAGGAGUUUCCACUUGCUGCACCCGUACUAAGGAAAUCAUUUUACAUUGAUGAUGCCCUCUGCGGAGCGCAUACAAUCGAAGGGGCACAGUCAUUGUGUCAAGAACUGUUGAGUUUACUUAAGCGUGGUGGCUUCAAUGCACAUAAGUGGUGCUCAAAUGAUCCCACCAUCCUACAGGAAAUUCCGAAACACCUCUGGGGUACUACUUUCGACGUUGAAGAUGCAUUUAAUAUGGAAAUUGUAAAAACUCUUGGAGUAGUGUGGAAUGCUCCUCUCGACUGGUUCUCAUUUCGGAUUCAGCCACUUGAAGAACCAAUCCAGACAGUAACUCGCAAGAAGGUGCUUAGUGAAAUAGCAAAAUUCUUCGAUCCUCUGGGUUUAGGCGGACCGGUUGUGACAUCAGCGAAAUUGAUUUUUCGAGAAAUCGGUCUACUGAAUCUUGGCUGGGAUGAUCCCAUCCCCGAUGUUCUCACUGCAAGGUGGCGUGAAUUCCGAUCUCAACUACCAAAAUUGAAUGACCUAGAGAUACCGCGAUGGAUACUCAGUGAUGGACCGAAUCUCGUGGAACUCCACGGGUUUUCCGAUGCGUCAGACCAAGCGUAUGGGGCGUGCUUGUAUACGCGUCUCAUUCAUCCGAAUGGCACUGUCACGAUGAAGCUUAUAUGCAGCAGAUCGAGGAUUUUACCCAAGAAGACAGGAAAACUACUCCGCGAGCCGAACUCCUUGCUGCUCUGCUUUUGUCCCGAGAGGUAG
Malaya genurostris is the source of this 3393-nucleotide messenger RNA. RefSeq lists its product as uncharacterized. The transcript has a single exon. The record is from RefSeq and is a predicted model, not a curated record. NCBI's taxonomy places the organism in Eukaryota, Metazoa, Arthropoda, Insecta, Diptera, Culicidae. Bases 1 to 3393 code for a protein of 1130 amino acids.